GGGAGACCGGAUAUAGUGAAUGCAGGGGUCCGGGGAGACCAGAUAUAGUGAAUGCCGGGUCCGGGGAGACCGAUAUAUAGUGAAUGCGGGUCCGGGGGAACCUGGAUAUAUAGUGAAUGCAGGGGUCCGGGGAGACCGGAUAUAGUGAAUGCAGGGGGUCCUGGGAGACCGGAUAUAGUGAAUGCAGGGUCCGGGGAGACCGGAUAUAGUGAAUGCAGGGUCCGGGGAGACCGGAUAUAGUGAAUGCCGGGGUCCGGGGAGACCGGAUAUAGUGAAUGCAGGGUCCGGGGGUCCGGGAGAUCGGGAUAUAGUGAAUGCAGGGUCCGGGGAGACCAGAUAUAGUGAAUGCCGGGUCCGGGGAGACCAGAUAUAUGAAUGCAGGGUCCGG
Molecule: messenger RNA, 388 nt
Organism: Staurois parvus
Lineage: Eukaryota; Metazoa; Chordata; Amphibia; Anura; Ranidae
Source: the annotation of a GenBank genome assembly